AUGGAGAGCGAUAAUCUUGGCAAUUGUCCAGCAGGGUCCAGAUGGAAUCCCACAAAGGAGCAAAUGAACAUACUAGAGGGCUUGUACAUGCAGGGUUUAAGGACUCCAAGUGCAGAACAAAUUCAGCAGAUUACAAAUAGACUGAGGGCUUUUGGCCACAUUGAGGGCAAAAAUGUUUUUUAUUGGUUUCAGAAUCACAAGGCAAGGCAAAGACAGAAGCAGAAGCAGGAGAAUAUAUCUUCUUUUAAUCGGUUUCUCCAUAAAAAUCCAGUUUUUCCUCCAUGCUAUAGUGUUGUUUGCAGCCCCUGCUACAUACAACCACCACCUCAGGCUGAUAUAGGGUUGUACCAACAUUACUCAAAGUUGCCCCUACAUGGAGGUUUUAAAAGGAGACUAAUCCCAGAAAACGACGACAGAAACAAGCACAUUGCAUGUCCGGAGUACAACAGAAUUGUGCAUCCAAGAAUUAUAAACCAGGAGUUAGAGUUCAUGUCUUGUGAAGAGGACAGCACUCAACAAACACUGGAUUUAUUUCCCAUUCACCCAACAGGUGUUUUACAAGCAAAAACAGGGAUUUCUACAAAUGAAGAGAAUUCCUCCCCUAGAACUUCGAGUUCCUCUGAAAAAGACCGUAUUUUGGGUAAUCAGGGAGGAAAUUGUGGCCAGAAUUUUUUUGACUUUUUCCGUGGAAAUGGCCCUCAUGGAAGGCACUGA
Fraxinus pennsylvanica is the source of this 714-nucleotide messenger RNA. The record is from the annotation of a GenBank genome assembly. Lineage: Eukaryota; Viridiplantae; Streptophyta; Magnoliopsida; Lamiales; Oleaceae.